Messenger RNA from Mustela lutreola (European mink), 5815 nucleotides. It is a transcript of the gene GJC1, whose product is annotated as gap junction protein gamma 1. Gene Ontology annotation, cellular component: connexin complex. Lineage: Eukaryota; Metazoa; Chordata; Mammalia; Carnivora; Mustelidae. The coding region runs from base 772 to 1962 and encodes 396 amino acids. Gene Ontology annotation, biological process: cell communication. The transcript is spliced from 5 exons. The record is from RefSeq and is a predicted model, not a curated record.
GGCGGGGGGGCGGUGAAUGGCGCGGUCGCCUCCUGAUUUACAUGUUCCCUUUACUUAAAAUGUUUUUUUUUCACCUCCGCUGCGUGAAACUUUGGACAACUGUUUUGUUUUCCCUUCGAUCUGCAGAUUCAAAAUGAAGAGAAGGCGCUAAAGCUGCGAUUGUAGCCAAUUAUGUGGUUGGUGGCUGCGUUUGGAGCUUUGAGUUGAAAGGCUUUACGUGAAUGUGUGUUUUAGAAUUUGGGUUGUUUCCCUUCCCUUGCGAUUGUUUUCUAAGAUUGGGAUUACUUUUUCUUUGCGAAGCGGGCGUGUUCGUAUUUAUGAUUUGAAGGAAUGUUUGUUCAUUGAGAACCUGCGAUGCUCCAGAUUUCAUUGUGCUCACGCUUUAUUUUGUUAGCCUCAAGACCGGACUUGGUGGAAUCGAGUAAAUCAAGUCUCUACCCAGCGUGGGGCUUGAACCCACGACCCCAAGAUAAGAGUCGCAUGCUCUUUGACUGAGCCAACCAGGCACCCCAGAAUGUAAACACUUUAAAGUUCCCAAUUUUAUUUAUUUAUUUGAGGGAGAGGAAGAAGAAGAAGGCUCCCCACUGAGCAGGGAGCCCAACUUAGGCUGGAUCCCAGGACCCUGGAGUCAUGAACUGAGCUGAAGAUAGAUGCUUAACUGACUGAGCCAUUCAGAGGGAAUCUGGAAAAGUUGUAAGCAAAACAUCAUUUGUCUAAGAAAGUACUGGGUAACAGAAGUUCUGGAUAACAGGGCAAAGCAGUUCGGUCACCAUGAGCUGGAGCUUCCUGACACGCCUGCUAGAGGAGAUCCACAACCAUUCGACAUUUGUAGGGAAGAUCUGGCUCACUGUACUGAUUGUCUUCCGGAUUGUCCUUACGGCUGUAGGAGGGGAGUCCAUCUAUUAUGAUGAGCAAAGCAAAUUUGUAUGUAACACAGAGCAGCCAGGCUGCGAGAACGUCUGCUAUGAUGCCUUCGCACCCCUCUCCCAUGUGCGCUUCUGGGUAUUCCAGAUCAUCCUGGUGGCAACCCCAUCUGUGAUGUACCUGGGCUACGCCAUCCACAAGAUCGCCAAGAUGGAGCACGGAGAAGCAGACAAGAAGGCGGCUCGGAGCAAACCCUAUGCCAUGCGUUGGAAACAGCACAGGGCUCUGGAGGAAACAGAAGAGGACCAUGAAGAGGAUCCCAUGAUGUAUCCGGAAAUGGAAUUGGAGAGUGAAAAAGAAAAUAAGGAGCAGAACCAACCUAAACCCAAGCAUGAUGGCCGACGGCGGAUUCGGGAAGAUGGACUUAUGAAAAUCUACGUGCUGCAGUUGCUGGCAAGGACCGUGUUUGAGGUGGGUUUUCUGAUAGGGCAGUAUUUCCUGUAUGGCUUCCAAGUCCACCCAUUUUAUGUGUGCAGCAGACUUCCUUGUCCUCAUAAAAUCGACUGCUUUAUAUCUAGGCCCACUGAAAAGACCAUCUUCCUUCUAAUAAUGUAUGGUGUUACAGGCCUUUGCCUAUUGCUUAACAUUUGGGAAAUGCUUCAUUUAGGGUUUGGGACAAUUCGAGACUCGCUAAACAGUAAAAGGAGGGAACUGGAAGAUCCGGGUGCUUAUAAUUACCCUUUCACUUGGAAUACUCCAUCUGCUCCCCCUGGCUAUAACAUUGCCGUCAAACCAGAUCAGAUACAGUACACCGAACUGUCCAACGCUAAGAUCGCCUACAAGCAAAACAAGGCCAACAUCGCCCAGGAACAACAGUAUGGCAGCCAUGAGGAGAACCUCCCAGCCGACCUGGAGACUCUGCAGCGGGAGAUCAGAAUGGCCCAGGAACGCUUGGAUCUCGCAAUCCAGGCCUACAGUCACCAAAACAACCCCCAUGGACCCCGAGAAAAAAAAGCCAAAGCAGGGUCCAAAGCUGGGUCCAACAAGAGCAGUGCUAGUAGCAAAUCAGGGGAUGGGAAGACCUCCGUCUGGAUUUAAUCUUGGCAGGGCUUGAAACCAGUGCUUUUCAUAGUUCAUGGUAAGCAGCGGCUCACUGAAUAAUGACUUCCAUUGAGUAAACAUUUGGCUCUGGUUAUCUUCAGGGAUGCUGUUGGCUUGUGAUCCAAGCUCAGGGGACUCUGAAAGCGCGGCUGGGACAAGGGGAAGAAAAGGGGGAAACACAGUGUUCCUGGGCACAUAUUCCAGCAAUAAUACAGUUAUGGAACUUUACAUUUAUGUCUUCCAGAUCUGGAAAAGAACAGAUAUAUUUAAAUCAUUCUUGUUGAAAAGUUUUUGUAUGUACAGUAUUAUGGUACUUUUUUUAGUAUGAGAAUUUUUUUUGUAUUUGUAUAUUGGACCACUGUAGUUAUACUUUUAUAUUAAAGGAAAAAAAAUCCUUAAGGUAAUGCCUACUAGGCUAGUGUUAUUACUUUUCAGCAAAUGCAACCCUGGGUUUAAAGGUUUCAUAGAUGCUACACCUAAUAAAAGUGCCUCUUGUGUUGCCAGGAAGAGUUCAGAUAUGUAAGGAGCCAGAGGAGGAAGCAUCAGUUCUUAGUCUUGGAAAGAAAGUCCGCAGUAGCAGGAGGCUCGGGUCUUUUCUCCUUUACUUAAGAGGUUCUUGAGUCUCGUUCAUGUACCGAGACUUGUAUCUCAUCUUUGAAAACCUAUUUGUGUUUUCAAAGGAUAUAAAUGAUUCCCUGCAAGAAUCCUGUAGUUAUCAAGCAUUACCAGCAUUUCCCUUGGUGGUGUGUAUAUAAUUUAAGUUCUUUCAAAAGGCUUGCAGACAGAGGUAUCUCCAGCCUGGUAGCAGUGCAGAGUCCCUGUCCUGUUGCACAGCGAAGCGUCAGAAAUGAGCCCCACCACACUGCAGUUCAGUUGUGCACCAGAUUUGCCUGAAAUCUCUACCUAGAAACCUGCCUCUUGGGUUGCUCAAGAAACCAGUGAUGGAUAUUUUCUUUACAUAUUAACAUUAGAAAUAUAAAAAUUCCCCUAUAGGCUAAGAAAACUCAGAGCUUCUUGCACUGUGAAUGGCAGAAGGCCUAAAUCUGAAUUCAAUAAGUUUUUAUAAUUUACUGUAAAACUUAAAAUUUCUAUACUUCUGCCAGUGUGGAUUUCUGUGUGGAAACCAGUGAGGACAGGGAUUCUGCCUGUAAAUAGACCUAAAGAGAAUUUCAGUAUUUAUUCCUUAUAGGCAUAUCUGUUUGUUAAUGACUAGCAUGAGGGUUCACCCCUAAUUUGUAGUAUUUUAUUGCUGUUUUCCGACCUGGAUUAUGUUGGAGAGCUUUGCUCUCGCAUCACGUUCACAUUAUUUGUCUCUGAGUGUAUAAGCAUCUGAGUAAGAAUUUGGUAAAGAUUUAAAGGAAGGGGCUUUUGCUUCCCAGGGAGCAUUUCCGUUUGAGUGUGUCACUCUCCUAAGACGAAGCAAGCCACCUCUGACUUUGGAAUUCCCAAAGUAUUACUUUUAUGUCUUAGUUUUAAAACAUCAGUUCUUUAUUAUUUAGGAGAAUCCUGGAGCAGCACCCUUAGGUCAUUCCUUUUUCAUUUCUUUCUUUCUUUGUUCUACUCAAUAGAAAAUUUAAAAUGAUCUUCUAGCCAUGCGUUAACCCUUAUUUUGCUUUUCUUUUCUUUUCUUUUUUUUUUUUUUUUAAUCUAUAAAUUUUAGCCCAGAGAAGCUCCUUAGAAUCUCUAAACGUCUUAAGCAGGAAGGAAACUCAGGUGAGACUAAAAGGGAAUUUUCAAAGAACAGGAGACCUGAUGUCUUGGAUGAUUAGUAAACACGCAUAGUUUCCUUCAUACUACAUGUUUUAUAAGGAAAUUCAAGUGAUUCUUCUUAGAAAACAAGCAAGAUUUUAAACACCAAAGCUUAGCUAAGAUGAAGAGCCAUCAGUUCAUUCUUGUGUCUCUAGAGCUUCAAGGAGAUUUCUUAAUCAAAGGACAGAAAACACACAGACACUCGCAUCCAUCUACACAGAGCCUGAAGGAGAACAGAGUGGCUUCGCCAGCGGAAAGGUUGGGGACUCGGGAGUGACCGAGAGGGAAAGGAGCCGAGCAGAAAUGCCAGGCAAAGACGUGCGGCGCCAGGAGCAUCCACUUAGUUCCUGCACACAGUGCCCUGGGCGUUUCUUCUUGGCUUGUUCCGAGGAGAAUGUUAUUUUGUAUCUGGAUAAUUUCUUCAACAUCUAAGUCACUUCACAUGUACACACACUUUAAAAACCCAUUUUUUUUUUUAAUUCUCUGGCCAGAGCUUUAAUUAUGACAUGGAGUUCCCAACCCUCACUGCUUUCCUGGUACAUGUCUUUCAGCCUUUGAACAUGGGAGUUGGCCAAAGCCAUUUUCACCUCAUGGCAUGUCACGUACCUCCAUUAGGAAGACAGCCCUACCAGUGUCUACCUUAACCCAUUAAUUGGGUUGACGUUGACUCUAUUAAAAAUGCUGUUCUGGUUAUUCUGGAACGUGCAGUUAUUAGUAUAAAAAGCGUGUGAGCAGUAUUUUUUUUCUUACCAAAAUCCUGUUCCUUUGGAUUGCCGCAUCGACCUGCUCUGUCUGUCCUGUGACCUCUACUUUUCUAAAUUGUUAAGGUCUUAGUCUUCCCACACCAGAACUAGGGAACAGUCAACACAUUUAUAUUUCUUAACACGGUAUUAGAAUUAUUCAGAUGUGGUGUGUCUUUUUGCUCAUCAUCUGUGUUAAAAUCUGUUAUUCAGAAGAGAUUAUAAAACAGACUUCUUUCUUAGUCAAACUGAAAGGGAGAAUUAGAAUACAUUUUUGCUAAGAAUUGUUAAUGUUCGCUUUGUGGCUUCAUCUUCGCUUAUGACUUCAUUUUUCCUGUCUCUAUAUUUGCUUACUUAAACCCACAAGUGUGUUACCUCAUUCGAAGUCAUUCUUCUGGGGAUUUUCCUUGACUAAUAUCUCUAGAAUUACUUUUUGAUAAAAAUGAACUUUGCCAUCUAAAAUAUGUUUCACGGUCCCAACAACUCUUACCCAUCUGUCUUUCAGAAGGACACCUAUGUCUUUAAAGAGAAAAAAUGUCAUCAUUUGGUACCUUAACUCUGUCAUUUCUCCAUGGUAUGAAAUUAAGCAGUUUAUUCGCCCUUUCCAAGUUUCGGGAGCUGCUUGCUUCUCCAAAAUGUUAUGAAGUAGUUAGACCCUCUGGUAAAAGAUACUAAAAAAAUCAUCUAUGGGUCAUUUGUCUGAACUGGAGCUUCAAGGAAAAGAGAGUUGACAGAAGAGCUUGACAGUAGUAAGACAUCCUUCAGUGCUCUCCAUCUCGGGCGUCAGUGAUGGUUUGAAACACUCGCUUGAAGCAGUCUAUACCAAGAAUGGACUUCAGUGUUAACUCCCGUUAGUCAUACCAAUGCUUUGCCCUUUCAGCUUAUAAAUGUCUGUGUUUUAUUCCUCUGUCUCAUAUAAGAGACCGUACACCUCUAAAAAUGACAUCCAUAGUUUAUGAUAAAUUUUUGGCCAACCAGCUUUCAGUAAAAGGCAAGUAUGUUCUACUUGAACCUACUUCAAGAACCUUUUUAUAAAAGGGUCUUUUCUCACUGAAGAAAAGCACCUGAAGUCAAAGAUACACAGUUGCUAGUCAUUUUGAUUGGAAGAUUCCAAAUAUUAGAUUAAUUGUAUCUCCAUAAAAUCAUGUACUCUCAUGAAGGGUCUUACCACCUGAAAAUAAGAAAGCCCCGGUGCCUAUACAGUAUUUGGAAAUAAAACUUCAGUUCACCUCUAUACUCUAAAUCUGUAAUAACUCGUAGUCACCAUCAAAUGUUAGAACCAUUAGGUUGAAUUGCAUACUUGUCACUCAUUCUGGCCACAGAUCAUGGAGAGAUUAAAAGAUUUUAUUUGUUGUCCCUGA